CCCGCCAUGGAAGCCACCCUUCUCAGCUCCCAACGCUUCCACCCCCAACUCUUCCCCGCCAAACUUCGAGGUUCAGAUACUCAAAUUUAUCGUCUUCCCCUGGUUAGAGCCAAAACCAGCUGCCUCUCCCUUAAGACCAAUCCUAACCAAUUAUGCAGGACAAAUUCAAUUUUUCUAAACAGGCCUUUUGUCUCCAAACUAAGCACAAGAGUGUCUGCUAAGUUUUCGGACCAAUUCCGAAGUGAUUAUACAGAUGUUGAGGCCACACCUGUUGAAUCCUUAAAUGUUGACGUUGCUCCUCCGGGGCCGAAGGAGAGGACAGAUGUUGUUAGAGUGGAUGAGAGUGAGGAUUCCCGUGGCGUGGAGGCGAAACCUGUAAUGUUUAGGAACCGGUAUUUGGAUUUAGUGAGGAUAGGUUCGGUGAUUAAUAAUGCUGCUGAGUCGUUUUUCAAGAGUGAGAUUAGGAGGAGGUUGUGUGUGACCGCAGUAUUGAUUGUGAUUAGUCGUGUUGGUUAUUUUAUUCCGCUGCCGGGGUUUGAUAGAAGGUUGAUACCUCAGGACUAUCUUAGCUUUGUCUCGGGAUCAGUUGAUGAGCUCGGGGAUUUUACAGCAGAGCUUAAAAUGUCCUUGUUCCAGCUUGGAAUCAGUCCUCAAAUUAUAGCAUCGAUUAUUAUGCAGGUACUCUCUUAUGUCAUCCCCUCCCUAGCGAAGUUGCGGAAAGAAGGCUUAGAUGGUCAAGAGAAGAUUAAGAGUUAUAUAUGGUGGAUGUCUCUUGGCUUUGCAAUUGUGGAGGCUGUGAUACUGGCUUGUUAUUCACUUCCCUAUUCAAUCUAUGUAGCUAGCCACAGGGUCAAGCAUGUUAUGCUGACAAGUAUGUUAUUAGUCUGCGGUGCGAUGACAAUUACGUGGAUCUGUGAUACCAUCACAGAAUCUGGAUUUGGCCAAGGUUCAUCUCUUAUAAUAUGUGUGCAAAUAUUGAUCGGCUACACAGAGACAUUAUACAAUAUGUUGACCCAGCUCUCAGGAAGUUCUGUUAGUUGGUGGCCGUACUUAUUUGGACUAUUGGGCGUUUUCACAAUAGUCACUAUGUGGGCUGUUGUAGUAACUGAAGGUUGUAGGAAGAUAAAGCUUCAGUACUAUGGUUUUAAGCUUGCUUCUGCUGCAAGGGAUGACUCACCUAUUACUGAAGUGGAGCCCUAUAUCCCUUUAACUAUUAAUCCAGCAGGAAUGCAGCCUGUUCUCACCACUACUUAUCUCUUGGCAUUUCCCAGCAUUCUAGCAAGUCUUCUUGGUUCAUCUUUCUGGUUGCAUGUUAAAGAGAUAUUGAACCCCGAUACUUCUAUUGGUGCAGCGCCUUGGGUGUACUACUCCAUAUAUGCAUUUUUCGUCUUUUUAUUCAACAUAUUGGACAUUGCCAACUUGCCCAAGGAAAUUGCUGAUUAUUUGAAUAAGAUGGGUGCCAGGAUACCGAAUAUAAAACCUGGGAAGGCUACGAUUGAAUACCUCACAAAGGUUCAGGCAUCAACACGCUUUUGGGGUGGUGUAUUAUUAAGCAUCUUAGCAACAUCAUCAAGCAUACUUGAUCACUAUUUACGUAAUAUCAACGCGGGAUUUUCAAUCGGGUUGACAUCAGUCUUAAUCAUAGUGGGUUCGAUUAUCGAACUCAGAAGAUCAUAUCAAGCUUACAAUGUAAUGCCGAGUUUAAGUAAAGCCUUAAGCCGGUAUGGUGUGUAGCUUCUGGGCAUUCUGCCUUCUAGUCCUGGGGUGAUGCUGCAUUUACUUAUUGACUCAAAAACCGUGGAAGUACUGCAGCGGAAAAGGGUUCCUAAUCACAAUCCGGUUUAAGGGGGGUCAGGUUUAGAGCAGCAGCUAAUACCAAGUUCACCGUGCAUUACAAACUGAAGACUAGUUGCUAGCAUGGAUACUACAUCUCAUGGAAAAAAUUUGGUUCUCAUUGUCGAACCGGGUUUGGAUCACUGGAGCAACUUUACCUCGUCAUGCUUACAAAUUGGAAUCUCAUAUAGAAGUUAGAUUAGUUGUAUUGCAACAGAUAUCUUGGUCAGAGGGUUUAACACCCUGGAUUAUCACAAUCAAGUUUGUAUUAUUGUACACC
Fragaria vesca subsp. vesca is the source of this 2113-nucleotide messenger RNA. Its product is annotated as preprotein translocase subunit SCY2, chloroplastic-like. Gene Ontology annotation, cellular component: plastid envelope; membrane. The record is from RefSeq and is a predicted model, not a curated record. Gene Ontology annotation, biological process: SRP-dependent cotranslational protein targeting to membrane, translocation; chloroplast organization; protein localization to chloroplast. The transcript is spliced from 13 exons. Gene Ontology annotation, molecular function: signal sequence receptor activity; transmembrane protein transporter activity. NCBI's taxonomy places the organism in Eukaryota, Viridiplantae, Streptophyta, Magnoliopsida, Rosales, Rosaceae. Bases 7 to 1734 code for a protein of 575 amino acids.